UAUGUAUGUAGUUUAAAAUGUGUGUCAAGCCGUCCUCUUUACAAAGAAACGAUAUAAAAAUUAUAAAUUAAAACUAAAUCGAACACUUUUUAAAUAAUAAUUGUUCAGAGGUAUAACUUUAGCUUUUACGUAUACCUUUAUAAUAUUGCACAUUAAAUGCGAGUACAAUAACAAAACAAGUCGAAGCUUGUUUCUUGCUAAACUAGCGAGAAUCAUAGAAAUGGACAUCUUGUGUUUGGCCCACCUUUUCCGCGCGCGUGUGAAAUAAAACAAACAAAAAAAAAGAAGAAAAACAAACAAAAACCAAAAACGACAGCAGCACACAUAAUAAGCAAAGCAUAAAGGAAAAAAUAAACUAAAUCAGUGAAAAGUAUUAACAAGAUUAAUAAUCACAUGAGCAGCAGCAACAACAACAUCAUCAUCAUCGUCCUCUGCAUUAGCACGAGCCGAGGAAAAUCAAGUGGAUGCGGGACAUGGAAACACUCAUAUAAUUGUUCUAUAUACAGCUAGAUAUAUUCCGUCAUAAAAAUCAAUAGCCGUGGAUUAGACGGUGGUUGUCAUUGUCGCUGCUGAUGUCGUUGUCGUUGCCAACGUCAAUCAACAUCUAGGAAAUCCAUCAUACGCACUGUGGGACACGACCCAGGCAAAUGCAUUGCCCGAUAGAGAGAUUUUUGAUUUUGUAUCCCCAUCAUCACCACCACCACCACUACUACAACAACAACAAUAACAACUAUAAGAACAAGCACCACCACCAACAACAAGAACAUCAACUGCGUCAAGUGCGACGAUGGCUGCCAUAAAUACGGUACCUAAGAGCAUACACCUGCCAUUGACGAAUCUCAGCGCACCGCGCGUGCUGAUGUGCAGCGCAUCUGUGGGCAGCGAGGGUUCCGUAACAUUGCAACUAAGAGAUGCGAAUGCCUUGGAGGCAGCCGACAGCACGACAACGGCAACAACAGCACCAGCAACAACAAUAGCAACAAAUGCAAUAUCAACAUCGUCAUUAGGCAGCCAAGCGAAUGGCGUCACAGUGCUUGAAACGUUCUCGGCAUCGUCAGGAAUAACGUCAGCGUUGGAAAAUGCGUUGACCAUUGGCUAUCCGGAUCCGGACAUGUUAGCAGAUGUCUUGGGCACCAUACAGACCGCCUCUCUUAAAAACAAACAAAUUAGCAGCAAUACCAACAUCUAUAGCAACAACAGUAAGCGAAGUAGCUACAUCAAUGGUAGCAGCAGAAGAAACAGCAGCACUUCAACAACAAUUCUGAACAACACCCUAGCAACAACGAGCUCUGGCGUACAUCAGAACGGUCCCAAUCAAAUAACGAUAACGCGACGCAGUGCCAGCAACAAGAUCAGCGUGCAAACUGUAAGCGCAUCCACAAAUACAACCAUUAGCAGCAUUGGCGGCAGUAAGACCAACUACAUAAAGAACUGUCUGAUACGGAGCAGCAGCUGCAGCAACACGGCCACCAAUGUCACGACGCUGGCACAGAUUAUGAGCAACAGCAGCACCAGCAGCGCAGCCAGUUUACUCAGUCAGCACAAUAAUAAUAGCAACUGCAGCAACAGCAGCAACUUCAGCAACGCUUCAUCCGUGGGCAGUAGCAUUAGCAUUGGCAGCAACAGCAGCAGCAACAGCAGCAGUAACGACAGCAACAGCAGCAGCGGUCUCAGUUUAAGCUUCAAGAGCAACGGUCGAAAUAAUCCUGGUAUUGUAACUGCAGCAGCAUCCACGAACACCACAGCCACCGGUAUUGGCAUUAUCACCGUCGAUAACGCACCCAGAAAGAGCCGACCCAAACUAUCCUCACCGACUCGUCACGGACCCCAGCAGUGUCAGAUUUGUAGCAAGAUCUUUGGAAAUGCUUCGGCACUGGCCAAGCACAAACUGACGCACAGCGACGAGCGGAAAUAUAUUUGUGCGCUCUGCUCGAAGGCAUUCAAGCGGCAAGAUCACUUAAACGGACACAUGAUGACGCAUCGCAACAAAAAGCCUUACGAGUGUAAGGCAGAUGGCUGCGGCAAAUCAUAUUGCGAUGCGCGCUCUCUCCGCCGUCAUUCAGAGAAUCACCAUGGAGGCGUGGCAACGCUCAAUAACCACUCACUCUCGCCCACAGCUAGCUCAAACUGCGGCAGCGGAAGCAGCAGCAGCAGCAGCAGCAGUGUGGGUGUGGGUGUGGCCAACAGCUCACUAAGCCUUUCACCGGCUACAGCUAGUGGGGACGCCAGCUCGCCAGAUGGGGCCACUUGCAUUCGCACCUACAUUUCCACAGGCAGCUCUGUGGUGGAUGCUGCCACUGGCAUUGCGCUGUCCGAUGAACAGAUCAAGGCUAUGAAUUUGCCCAUUAAAACGGGAGUCACAUUGCUGUCGCCCACCACUUCUACAUCUUCAAUUGCAUCGACGUCAACAUCCUCAUCAUGCUCAACAUCUUGCGGUAGCGGCAGCUCCGUUCAGAAUAGUUCGCCCACAAUUACGCUUAGCGAUGGCGCAACCUUAGAGGGCGAUGGUCUCACGCGCGAGCAACUCGAUCUGAUAAGCAAGAUCAUGCAACAGACGAAGCAAACCAGUGCCCAGGUUACGGUCUCUUCGCCGAACAGCGUCAGCUCCUAUAAGAUCAAUACAGAGACGGCGCCAGUCUCGGCACGUCCACGCACCUGGAACAUGCAAUUGCUUAAUAACGCGCAAAAUGUCACCGUAACCGUGGAGGAUGGUACCGAUAUGGUUGCCUCCGCUUCAAGUUCACCCGACGAGGUCAAGGACGAUGAAUUGAACCAGCAGCUAGUGGCCGCUAUUAAUCCCCACCUGCUCAAUAUUGUUAAGAUCGACAAGCCAGUUGAGUGCAAUCUAUGUCACCGCAAGUUCAAAAAUAUACCCGCUCUCAAUGGGCACAUGCGUCUGCAUGGCGGUUACUUCAAAAAGGAUCCGGAAACCAAGCGCAGCGAGAAAAAGGACUCCAACGCACCGCCCUUGCAGACUGCGAGCAUAGGUGUGCGUGCCCUUAUCGAGGAGAAGAUCAUUAGUAAGCGCAAGGACAUCAAUAAGGGCGCCUUCGUUGUGCCUGCACCACCCAGCAGCACCGCAAACAACGGAGGUGUUGGCGGCUGUAGCAACAACAGCACCAGCCUACGCCGCUCCAUAAGCGACUUAGAGAGCUUCUUAAAUCCGAAGAGUAACACGAGCAGCCUGAGCCAGACACUAGCCACCAGCACCAGUACUACUACAGCGGUGCUGCCUGCGGCUACCACUAUCAAGAGCAGCUCUGGGCUAAGUAUACAGCAGAUUGGGCUGCCGCAAAGUAUUGAGAUCUUCAGCGGAGGUCACAGACAUCCCAAAACCCUUAAUUUGGGCAGUGGUGCCAAUACUAUUACCAUUACCACCAACAACGUGCCAACUACAACUACCAUGAGCGCACUGACGGCUCUUAAGGGCGGCGGUAGCAUCAGUGGCGUCACUAGCAAUGCGGAUUCCAAGGACUCGACGUUAAUUGAGUUACUUAAGCGUGGAACGCGCAUUGCCGUGGCCUCUAAGAAAACACAGCUACAGGCACAAAACAGUACAAAUCUGAUCUUAAGCAAUGUUGGCGGCUCAGAGCUCACAACCAUUAGCAGCAGUGUCCAGGCUAGUCGGCAGAUUAUCACCAACAACAAUCGCACAGUCAUCAUACCUUCUGAUGUGCACGUGGUGUCCACUAAAAGCAAGUUAAUUUCAAGCAACGCCCUCACAGCCAACGACAGCAAUACAGCUUGUUCUGCGAGCAGUAUAUCAUUGCCUGACGGGACUCCCCUCUCCCUGACCAUUACGCCCAGCCAGGAGCGUAUAGGUGUCGGAGAAGCAAGCAGCAUAGCUGGUGGUGGGGGCGUUUACACGGUUACUUACACUAGCGAUGCGGAUGCAUCCGAUCUCUUCGACGACGCUGAGGUGUACAAUGUAUCGGACACGGAAAUGCUACUGCAAACGGUGGAUACUAUGGAACUGCUCAACGAUGACGAGGACGUGGUGCACAAAAGCGAACAUUCCGAGGACUUUUCGCUGCUUAGUGAGGCCGGCGAUAAUGUUCACACACAGCUGGUCAAGCUGGAGCCUGAUCCUAUACACAACAGCACAGCCAGCAGCCUCAAUAAAACGACACCGUUGCCCACUUUUCAGCAAUUUCAUUCCAAGGAGAUCAUCAUGCAGAACAGUUCUCAAAUCCAGGCCAUCGCCAACAUGCGUGGAAGCAGCACCCUAGGAGUGCUCUCGUCGCCGUUGCAUUCACCACUAGCCUACCCGACGCCACCCUCCAGCCACGAGAAUGUGGCUCAAUCCUCACCCUUCGUAGAGGAUGCUGCGGGUCAGUUUGUGGAUGCCAGUCACACGUUUUUUGGCGAUAAAACAGACUUCUCACACGUCUAUUUUAAAACAGACGAGAGCGAUUCCAUGCAACAGCUAAGUGAUAAUGACAACGAGAAAAUACUCAAACUCAAGUCGGUGCUGGAAGAAAGCAGCUUCGAUCCAUCCAUUAAGGUGGAAGAUCUCUUAAACAGCACCGAGGACGAUGCCGAAUGCGACCUGCGGGAGUUUGCUGAGACGAAUCUCUCAUUUCUCGAUGAGGAUCAGGAGUUCCUAAAUGACUCACGAAAUGCUACCUCGCCUCUGUCCGAAUCCUUCUUCACCAGUGGCAUUGGAUCUGCAGAGGAUGUUAAACAGGUGCUACGUGAGGUGCUGCCCGACGAAAAUAUGCAACUGCAGCUAACUAGCGAGCAGCAGGGCGAGAACAUCAUUGAUCUUUACUAUUUACCGGGGCUGGGCCUGCAAUCCCAAAUGAUGCCAAAUUCUGAUGAUCCGCUUUUGUCCUCCUCACCAAGGGAAUUCGGUCAGCAACGACAGGUUGUCCACACGACAACGUCUACGACAUCAACCACACAACCUAUCGAGCAGUUGCAAUCUACCACUGUACUUUACGAUCAACAUCAACUGCAACAGCAACUGCAACAGCAACUGCAACUGCAGCCCCAGCAGCAACAGCAAGAGCAAGAGCAACAUCAGCAUCAACAGCAGCAGAAACAGCAAUCCCAGCAGCAGCAAGAGCAAAUGCAAUUGGCACAGCAACCUGCAAUUCAAUCUGAACAACCACAACAGGAGCAACAGACAGACUUUAUGCUCACCAACUUUACUCCCGUGUCCUGUCAAACACAGUACCUAGAUGCCAAUCAGCAGACGAUGAUGCUGCAGCCACUGAAUAGUUUGCUGCAGCCAAUACUUUAUGGCAGCAACAGCACAUCCAACGAUAAACAAGCAUUUACCUCGAUGCUUAACUCGAAUGCCGGUCAGACAACUGAACUCGAUGCUAGCCUGCUCUUUGCCUGCGGCGACAGCAUCAAAAAUAACUGCAGCAAACCUUUGCUUGCCGCAUUACCCGCAGCAGUAGCUACACCAGUAGUUACUCCAACACCGAGUGUUUCCAAUCUACAGCCGCUGUCCAACCAAACUAAUUCCAUAUUAAAGCGUCGCCUGCGUUCAAAUGGAGCACAGGAUGUGCACAAGUUCUCUAAAUUCCAAACACUUUCACCGCAUCGCUCAAAGCUACGAAAGCCUUCGCGGACCCACUACACACCCGCACCAAUUCUUAAUCCAGAUCGCAAAGGCACUGGACUCUAUUGCAAUGUGCGUAAACAGCUCGGCCAAGGAAUGUUUGACGUCUUUGACGAUGACUUUGGCGAUCCUGUGGGCUUAGUUGAUUUCUGCGAUGAGUCCAAGGUGAAUCUUGGUUCCACUUAUCAAGCGCAGAUCCCACCCUGCAAAUCGCCAGAAGAAUCCACCAAGGAAACAAUGAGCGCAGACCUACUUUGGGAUCCAAGCGUACAGAUAGACGAGAAGAUACUAAUGCGUUAUAUAGAUCUCAGCAAAUCUUCGGCCGUACCCUUGGGUAGCCAUUCCGAAGAGGUAGCCCUUCAAACGUUGCUCGAGGCCAAAGGCAAUUCAGCGGCGGCGGUGCUCACCUUGUUGCAAACGCAGUCCAGCGCAUUCCAAAUGAAAUGGACUGCCUAUGAGCUAGAACACUUUCUACGUGGCCUGGAGAAGCACGGGAAGGACUUUGGAAAAAUUGCCAGCGAGUUACUUACGAAGACCUCGGGCGAAUGCGUUCAAAUGUAUUAUUUUUGGAAAAAACUAUGUGUGGACUACAAGGUUUCUCACCUAAAGAUGGAGCCAGUUCCUGCCAGCACUCCAACGGUGGAACAGAAGCCCUACGUCUGCGAGAUUGCCGACUGCUCGGCGAGCUUCACCUCGAAAGCAGCUCUGCAUGGUCAUGUUCGCAUACACGCUUAUGGCAGAAAUGCCAGCAACAGUAAUAGCAACAACAACAACCAGCAUGCCACGGCAGUUAGUGCCAACAACAACCAUACUUGCAACAAUAGCAGCAACAACAAUAGCAACAACGCAUGCGCAUCCCAGACUAUUAGCCAUAGCAAUCAAUGCAACAGUGCAACAACAACAAUCAUAACGCACGCCAAUGGCAAUAACUCCACCCUCAACAACAAUAUUAUCAGCAACAACAUUGCACCAGGCUCUUCCAUAAAUACUGCAAUGUUAUCAGUAGCAGCAGCAACAGGAACAGCAUCGACAGCAUCAAAAGACAGCAGCAACAGCAACAAUUCCAAUUCAGCCAAGGAGAGUGAAUUUCCCUGCAAGGUGUGCGGCAAAGUCUUCAAUAAGGUCAAAAGCCGCAGUGCCCAUAUGAAAACGCAUCGAGUACAAGAAGCGGAACAAUCAUCAAAUUCCAAACAGCAAUCUAACAAUGGAAGUCUGUCUGCAGUAGCAGUGGCAGUUGCAGCAUCAGCAGUACCAUCGGCUCCCUCUGCAGUAACAGUUCUGGCCACUGCAUCUUCUUAGAUAUGGAUCAACCAGGCAACAGCAUCGAUUGACAAUCGCGUUAAGCAAGCAGCAAGCAUUGUUUACCACUCUUAGAAAAUAAAGUUAGUUUACAGUCAGAAGUAAUGUUAAAUACAGACAUUUAUGAAAAAAAAAUCAAGCUCAGAGUUAAAUGUGUAUUGUAAGUAAAUUAAUAUUGUAAUUUUGAUGUAUUUAGCAGUUAAAGGCAUUUUUCUAAUUCAUACUUUUCACAAGUUUUCUACACACUCUUCCUAUCUCACUAUCUAUCUACCCAUAUAUAUAUCUGUCUUUGCUAUACAACUCUUGGUCUUGAUAAUUACAGAUAUAGAUCUGAGUCAUAGUCUAAUUUGUACAUAAAUUUAACUAACAUUGAAGCAAGUUCAAAUUGAAUUGUUAUUAACUAGUUAUUGUAGGCAAAUGCAAUAUUUGUGUUACACACUUAAAUAUACCUACCGUAUUUUUAUAUUAGGCGUUUUCUUUUGACUCUCGACUCGACUGUAGUUUUAACCUAGUCCAAAUCAACGUUGAUUUAAUCUAGUAGCCCGUACGUACUGUUUACUACAUGUUUUUCUACUUAAACUAGUUGCAUCCCAUUUUACAGAUACUUUUUUAUUGCGAUACGUGUUUAGCUUGUAAGAGUUACGAUAUGCACAUGGUUGAGUACAUACAAAAGUAUAUAGCUUAUACGAUCAUUGUUGUUUUAGGUUUUAAGCUCCAAUUCAGCAAUUUCAAGCAGUAAAACUUAAACUUUUAUUGUACGUACACAUCUAAACUAUUGCUAUAUGUAAAGCAAAUAAAAAUUCUAGUGAAAUCAAGUGAUAUUGAGUGAGAUCAAAAACGAUUUUAGCUAAAAAGAAAAACAAAGUGUAACUCAAAUUGAAACAUUUUAACUUUUACCGCCAUUUUGUAAAUAAAGAACAAAAAUGCAUGCAUAUAAGUAGAUAAAUAUAUUGUAUAUAUACUUAUAUACAUAGUAAAUUCUUUAUAUACAUAUACAUUUGUAUCUAAUAAGUAAAUGUUAUUUUAAUGUUUCUCCAAAUGCAUAAAAGACAUAAUAUCUAUCAAUAAAUCAGAUACAUACAAACACACACUCAUUCACCUCAAGGCGAAAACUUAGAGUAUAAAAAACAGCUUUUCGUUUAGCCCUAACUAAACACAUAUAUAUACACAUAACGUUUUUAGUAGCUAUUAUAGUACUUAAAAGUAUAUAUUAAUUAAUAAUAUAAAUGUUUAUGUACGUGUACCUAAUUGGUACAACAGUAAAUCUGCCAGUAAAAUGAUGAAUAACAACAACAAGAAUCACACGUUUUCCAUUUGGACAGUGAGCUAAUGUACUACAGCAAAUAGAUCAAUUGAGUGUACGCAAUAAAUGUUUACGAGCCCAGUGGUAUAUUAUGACGUAAAUAAGUAUAAUGUUAUGUAAUGUAAUGUAUCUGUAACAAAAUGCAUGAAAAAUCUACUUGUAUUAAGAGCUACAUACAUCAAACUAACCAACUCGAACCGACACAGCCAAGCAAAAAGCAAACAAACUCUUAGCAAUUUUCAAGGUUGUAAUUUGCUUAUUAAUCGAUCAAUAGGACAUCAGCUAGUGUAAAUAAGUAUUAAACACGGAAUCCAGUCCUGAACUUCAAUACUCAAUACUCAGACACGACUGCAGGAUGCAGGAUACUGCUAUACAUAUUCACAAGUUCCGAUGCACAAACCUGUGCCAGAAUAUCUUUUGCUCCUUACGUUGUAUUCGCUUAAUUUUAAAAUAGACCCAAUAUUCAUAGCCCUUAGUUAGAUAAUGUUCAUAAUUGUUUGGUAUUUGUGAGUGUAAACGUAUGUAUUACUUCUUGCUAAUAAUUCAAAUACACCCAUACAUACAUACAUAUAUACGUAAUUGCAUUAUGUAGGUAAAUAAUUGCUCAUAAAUACAAAUGUAAUUAGGUACAGCUACAGCCAAAGCAACCCACCACUAAGCAUCUUCAGAACUGUUUGUUGUGGGCUACGGAAGCAACUUAAAAAGACUCUUCUCAAGACAGCUACACUAUUUUUGUACCACACGUAUAUACAUACAUAUAUACGCGUACAAUCACAAAUGUAUGUGGUCUAUGUUAGCAGAAACGAAUCUAUGCAUACAUAAAAUAAAACAUACAUAUGUAAAUUCAAAUUCUGACUAUCAACUUAUGUUGUCUGCAUUUUCUCUACGAAUUAGUCAAUACAUUGACACAAUUUCCCAUCCUUUGCCACAAUGCUUUACUUUGAAAAGCAUUGAAAAAAAUUUAAAAAAAUGCCUUCAAGCUUAAGUCUUAAGUAUUAUGAAUAAAGUCUUCAAAUGUGUGCUUAAGCAAAAGUAUAGACCAUAAAUAAUAAAUAUGUACUUAGCUCUAUUAUUUAGCUAAUGUUAAGUAAAAUUCGGUACUUUGUUGCUUUACCAUAAAGUUUCCUAAAGACAAAAAAAGCUAUACUUCGAAUAAGAAGAAGAUUUAAAUAAUAACAUAUAGCAUAUUAAAGAAGUCUGCAAGUUGUAAGCCCUACCGUCUAGACAAAAGAGAACUUCUUGCCCGAUUCAUUUUUGUCUUACACCCAUAUUUAUACAUAUGUAUAUUCAUUUAUUUUUAUGUUUAAUAUUUCCUUAUCUUUUGAUUAAAUAUUCGUAUCUGUUAUUUCAAUGCGAUUUGGGUGCAUUUUUAUUUCAUUAGUCGAAACGCAAACAAAGUAGAUAUGACAAUCUGUGAAAUGUAUUUUGUGCUAUAUUCACUUUUCUCUGAUUUCAAAAUAAAAUGCAAUCUCAGCGGCGCCAGCACUUUAUUCGAAUACUCUGCGUUGUGAUUGUUCAUUAAGUGUACGAGAAUGUAUAAUAUAAUAUAUAUACAUAUAUAUAUAUAUAUAUAUAUAUAUAUACACAAAUAUAUACAUAUAGAAUACACACAUACCUUAUACACACAUGCACAUACGAUUACAUCUAAAGUAUGUGUAUACUAUAAAGUCUAAAUAUAUAUA
Molecule: messenger RNA, 9856 nt
Organism: Drosophila montana
Lineage: Eukaryota; Metazoa; Arthropoda; Insecta; Diptera; Drosophilidae
Product: serine-rich adhesin for platelets
Exons: 11
Coding region: 788-6871 (2027 amino acids)
Biological process (GO): negative regulation of DNA-templated transcription; regulation of transcription by RNA polymerase II
Cellular component (GO): histone deacetylase complex; transcription regulator complex
Molecular function (GO): transcription corepressor activity
Source: RefSeq, a predicted model, not a curated record